AUGAACGAUUGGCAUGAGUUCAAUUCUGCGAUAAAGUCAUUAUAUUGUAAUGCAAAAGAUGAUUCAAGCAGUGUAAUUAACAGAUUGGUGGAUUUGGCUAUGAAAAGUGAUGAUUCCACCUUUAUCAAGGCCGUUCUAGUUUUAAAAGAAAAAAUAUCAAAAAUAGACAAACAAUCAAGAUUCUUGUGGCUUACUUCAACGGUCGAUUCUAAUUUUUAUCCCCCUAUACCUAUUUCUGAAGCCUCGCCACAAUCUUGGAACGAUAUUGAAUCCUGCACACAUGGCAGCGAAGAAUUACAAAAGCGUUAUCCAAGUAGAGCUCUAUUACAGAACGAAGAAGAGUAUACGGGUGGAAUAGAACAAUGCCGAGAUGUAUCGGAUUGCUCGCUUGUGGCUUCUCUGAUUAAUCUCAGGGCUCAGGGCUUAAAACUUCCUCCAAUCAAACAGAUAUCAUCAACUAAGUACCAAGUUAAUCUAUGUUUUAAUGGAAGCGAUAAGAGGCUAAUAACAGUAGAUAUUACCCAGAUUCCAACUUCAAUAAAUGGUAAGCAACUUUCAUUAAGAAGCAACAAUAUUUCAGAUAAGAUUAGUGAGAUCGCAGUAUUGCUUAUUUCCCAAAGUACAUAUUCAACGAAUGGCUCCAAUAUAUGUAUAGAUACAUUCUACUUGAGCGGCUUCCUACCAGAGAUAACAAAGGUAGACAAAUAUCCUUUUGAGAAAUUAUGGAAGUUCUUUGAAUCUAGUUUAUGUCUGAUAGGCGUUGGUACUGGAGAUUGCUCUAAUGAAUUGAUAAAUCCGUUGGUCGCGAACCAUGAUUACUCCGUAAUUGACAUCGACUACGAGUCUAGACUUUUUAAAUUACGAGACCCAAUGAACUCAAAACUAAAUGUCGAAAUUAGCUAUGAACAAUAUUUGAAUAACUUCAAACAAUUGUACCUUAAUUGGAACCAUGAUAGAAUAUUCAAAUAUUCUCAGGCACUUCAUUUUCGGUACGACACUUUACGUUACAAUGAAUUUUCUACUAUUGCAGGUAAGCCUUUAUUUCACAUUAAAAAUGAUUCUAAAGUAACGGAAACAAUAUGGUUACUGCUUGAAUCGCAUUUGCUAAAUGAAAAGGGGGGAAGAGGGCGUUUAAUUUUCUUUAUGAAUGAAGCCCCCGAAAGCAUAGCUUACCCAAUUGAACCACCACUAAAUCAUGAUGCUACUUAUAUUGGAUUGCAACUGGUAAAGUUGAAAUUGGAUUCUGGUGCUGAAAAGUUAUUAUAUUGUCAUUCAACAACUAACAAUAACUUCAGUAUUCAUUUGUUCUCAGUGGUAAAGGAAAUAUCUUUUCAAAAACUGAAAGAUAUAAACAGCCUAGUUACCAAUGCAGUCUUUUCUUUCCCUUAUGAUACUGAUAAAAGAACCUCUUUCGAUACCUGCAACUUUUUUCGGAAUCCUACUUUUGAACUGGAAAUUCACUCGAUAGAGAACUAUCAAGUUUUAAUCGACGCCACAUGUGUCUCAACUAGCACACAUGAUUUGAUUAACAUUCAGGUAUAUUACUUGAACGAUCAUGAACUGAUGAAGCCAAUAAUGUUUGACAAUCAUUAUCAGCCUGGACAAAGUCUUAAACAAGAUGUACCCAUCUUAACUAAUACUAAAUACAUGAUUGUCUGCUCUACUUAUGGCCUUCCAUCUUCCUUAAAAUUUCAAUUAACGGCCUCGAUACGUUUGUCUUCUUCAAGGAGAUCAAUAUCUGGAAUAAAUUUACGUAGUGUGAAUAUGAUUUACGGUUCUUAUCCAUAUCAGUGUUACGGAAGGUUUCAUUGGAAAAAACCCUCCAAUAAAUUAAAAGUUAUGAUAGAUUUGCCACUCAGAAAGUAUUCGACAAACAAACUAUUUAUCCGUAUAGUGCCUGUCGAAUCAUCGGAAAAAAUAAGACUACGAUGUAAUAUCUUUGAUCCAGAGUCAUUUAUCUGUGUAUAUGAAUGUCGAAAAUAUAGAAAUUGUCCGCCUGGGGGUAUCGUUAUACCAGAUUUGGAAAUAUCUCGUAUUAGCACUGUUGUAUUGAUGAUAGAAAAAAAUGUACCUAUUUCCAAUAAGGAAACUAUUGAAGGCCAUUUGGAUGAAUUGGAGCUAUAUGUUGGGUCUAAUCAAAAAAUAAGAGUUGAAAAAUACUCGGUUGAUGUAAUACCGAAAUAA
This is a messenger RNA of Saccharomyces mikatae IFO 1815, 2184 nucleotides long. It is a transcript of the gene RIM13, whose product is annotated as Rim13p. Gene Ontology annotation, biological process: proteolysis. Bases 1 to 2184 code for a protein of 727 amino acids. The record is from RefSeq and is a predicted model, not a curated record. Gene Ontology annotation, molecular function: calcium-dependent cysteine-type endopeptidase activity. NCBI's taxonomy places the organism in Eukaryota, Fungi, Ascomycota, Saccharomycetes, Saccharomycetales, Saccharomycetaceae. The transcript has a single exon.